AGAUCCAUGGCAUAUUCUCGCUUUAGGCCGCCUCUAUUUCUUGGCCUCAUGGCCUCGGAGAAGAGGGUUUCCACAGUGGUGAGCGCACGCGCAGGAUCGAUCGUCCCCUCCGUCUUCUCCGAUCUAGCUCUCGGCACCGAUGGCCCCUGCCGCGAUUCCCAGCGCCUCAAUGCGAUCCUCUUCAUGGGGGAUCGCGUCAAGCACAUUGAUUGCUGCCUCAGCCCCACCGUGGAGUGCCUCUCCAAGAUCAGGAACGUCGGCCCCGUGAUCGCGCGCAAGCUAGGGCCCCGGGCGGAUGUCUGGGUCGUGGAGGCGCCCCGAUUCGCGUGGAAUUCCAUGGCCUGCUACGAUUGUUUUCUUCCUCACCUCAAUCCAUGGGGGAACCCGCAUUCGUAUGAUCCUCGCGGUCUCCCAGCGGCCGCGACGACGAUCAGCGUUCUCAAAGACGUCGCCUCUCAGGUGAACGGGCAGCUUGAGCGUUCCAAAGGGAGGAAGCGAAUGGAAUCACGCGCUACUUCUAGCCUGGGAAAGCACAGGACGAUCGUCAUGGGGUUUAGCAAAGGUGGUGUGGUUUUAAACCAGCUCAUGGCGGAGCUAGCGCACUUACACGGCCCGGAUCACAAGACGCGCUCGGAGAAAGAAAAAGAGGUGGAGCUUGGCGAGUUUGCAUCGAUUCCUCGUACCAGCGAAGAGUUCCUGGACAGCAUCGAGCAGUUCCACUACAUUGACGUCGGGAUGAACGAGUGCGGCGCUUACACCACGGACGACAGUGUCUUGGAAGAGAUCGCAAAGGUUGCGAGGCUCCGGGACUCCGGCCUCACGGUUUUCAUGCACGGAACACCACGCCAAUGGAGCGAUCCAAACAGAGGGUGGAUCUCCGCGGAGAAAGACCAGUGCAUCCGGCAGCUUAGAGAAGCUGGAAGAAAGUUUGCUGCUAAUGGAAAGCUCAGGGUGGAAGAAAAAACGUACUUUGCAGACGAAGAGCCCAGUCUCGACAUGCACUUUUCAAUCCUGGAAGCGUUUGAUCUCUCCGUUCCGGAUCUGUAAGUAGCGAGGAGUUUCGAGCAUUGCGUUUAGAGCAAGCCUUUCUCUUGCAGGCUAGCAACCGUGUCCACCAGCAUCUUCUCGUAGGGGAUGAACUCCUUGAUGAGGGACAGGAUCUUCUUGUUCGACAUCUUCUUGAAUGAAUUGCCUUGAGUGGUCUCACCUUCA
Selaginella moellendorffii is the source of this 1212-nucleotide messenger RNA. Its product is annotated as UPF0565 protein C2orf69 homolog. The transcript has 2 exons. The record is from RefSeq and is a predicted model, not a curated record. The coding region runs from base 7 to 1047 and encodes 346 amino acids. Gene Ontology annotation, cellular component: mitochondrion. Lineage: Eukaryota; Viridiplantae; Streptophyta; Lycopodiopsida; Selaginellales; Selaginellaceae.